Phalacrocorax carbo (great cormorant) is the source of this 3790-nucleotide messenger RNA. The record is from RefSeq and is a predicted model, not a curated record. Lineage: Eukaryota; Metazoa; Chordata; Aves; Suliformes; Phalacrocoracidae.
CGGGCGGUUGUCGCACGCACGUGUGCGGGGCCGGGGUGGGGGGGGGGGACACGGACCUGGGGACACGGGGUCACCCCCUGUGACCUCCGCGUGGCCGUGUGUCCUCAUGGCCGUGGCCGUGUGUCCCCCCCACCCUGUGUCCCCCCCACCCCGUGUCCCCCCGUGUCCCCCCCGUGUCCCCCCGUGCCCCCCCGUGCCCCCCGCCCCCCCCGCAGUGAUUACAUCAUCAAGGAGAAGACGGUUUUGCUGCAGAAAAAGGACAACGAGGGCUUUGCCUUCGUCCUGCGUGGGGCCAAGGCGCAGACCCCCAUCGAGGAGUUCACCCCCACCCCGGCCUUCCCGGCCCUGCAGUACCUGGAGUCGGUGGACGAAGGCGGCGUCGCCUGGAGAGCCGGGCUGCGCAUGGGGGACUUCCUCAUCGAGGUGAACGGGCAGAACGUGGUGAAGGUCGGGCACCGCCAGGUCGUCAACAUGAUCCGCCAGGGCGGGAACAGCCUCGUGGUCAAGGUCGUGAUGGUGACGCGACACCCCGAGGCCCCCGAGGGACCCCGGCGCCGCGCCGCCCCCCCGCAGCCGCGGCGCCUCCCGGCUCCGGCCAUUUCCCUGCGCUCCAAGUCCAUGACGUCGGAGCUGGAGGAGAUGGAGUACGACCCCUCCUCGGCCACCGAGAAGAAGAGGACGGUCUAUCAGAUGGCGCUGAACAAGCUGGACGAGAUCCUGGCCGCCGCCCAGCAGAGCAUCAGCGCGGGGGAGGGGCCGGGGGCGCCCCUCCCCCCCUUGGGCAAGACCCGCCCCAAGGGCUUCUUCAGCCCCGAGGGCCCCUUCGAGGGUCACCGCAUGGGUCCGGGGGGCUUCGACCGGCCCUUCCUGCCCCCCGCCCCCCCCCACGGCCUCGUGCUGCGCCAGAAAUCCAUCGGCGCCCCCGAGGAGGACAAGCCCUUCCUGGCCCCCCCCAGCGGAAAAUUCAGCCGCAGCCUCUCGGUGCCGGGGUCCGACGACAUCCCCCCUCCCCCCACCACGUCCCCCCCGGAACCCCCUUACAGCACCCCCCCACCCCCCUCCUUGGGGGGUGCCACCCCGCGGGGGGGGCCGGGGGGGGGCCCUUGGCGCCUUUACAACUUGGGGAGCCGGGGGGGAGCCGGGGGAGGGGGGGGUCCCCCAAAACCUUUACGUCGCAAAGGGCCCUUGGUGAAGCAGACGAAGGUGGGGAAGGGGGGGGCGGGGGGGCCGGGGGGGGGGGUCCCGGGGGCGGGGGGAGGGGAGAAGAGCUCCAUCGCCAUCCCCACCAUCGUGGUCAAAGCCCCCUCGACCAGCAGCAGCGGCCGCAGCAGCCGGGGGAGCAGCGUGGAGGCCGAGGGGGGGUCGGGGGGACCCCCGGAUGGACCCCCGCCUUCGGGGGGGGGUCCUUCGAGCGGCGGCGGCUCCCCCCACCCUCCCCCCCCCACUUUAGACUUCACCUCCCAAUUCGGGGCGGCUUUGGUGGGGGCGGCGAGGCGGGAGUGGGGGGGGGACGCUCGCCGCCGUUCCACCCUCUUCCUCUCCACCGAGGAAGAGGAGGAAGGAGGCGGAGGGGGGGUGGCGGGACCCCCACCGCGCCUCCGCCACUCCAAAAGCAUCGACGAGGGGAUGUUCGCCGGCGAGGUUUUCCCACCGCGGGGGUACCGGGGCGGCAAAGGAUCGGGGGGCAGCGCCUUCAGCAGCGUGGCCGCACCCUUGCACCCCACCGCGCCCCCCACCCCCGCCGCCCCGUUACGCCCCGGCGCCGCCGCUUUGCACCCCGCAAGCGCCCCGGCGGCGGGUUGCAAAGGUUUGGUGGCUUUGCAAGCGGCGACGAUGCCCUUGCAAUCGGCGGGACCCGGGGCCGCUUUGAGCUCCGGGUUGGCGGCGUUGCAAUCGGGUUUGGGGCCUUUGCAACCGGGCGCGGCGGCGUUGCAAGCCGGCAUCGCGGCGUUGCAGUCGGGUUUGGCUCCUUUGCCCGCGGGAACGGCGCCCUUGCAAUCGGGCCUGGCGUCGUUGCAACCCUUGCAAGCCGGCGUGGCGGCUUUGCAAUCCAGCUUGGCGGCGGCGUUGCAACCCGCCGGCGGGUCUUUGCAACCUGGGGUCUCCCCGUUGCAACCUGGGGUCUCCUCGUUGCAAUCCGGAGUCUCCUCGUUGCAAUCCGGGGUCUCCCCGUUGCAAUCCGGGGUCUCCCCGUUGCAACCCGGGAUCGCUCCGUUGCAACCCGGCCUUGCUCCGUUGCAACCCGGCCUUGCUCCGUUGCAAUCCGGGGUCUCCCCGUUGCAAACUGGGGUCUCCUCGUUGCAAUCCGGCGUCUCCCCGUUGCAAACCGGGGUCUCCUCAUUGCAAACCGGGGUCUCCUCGUUGCAAACCGGGGUCUCCCCGUUGCAAUCCGGGGUCUCCCCGUUGCAACUGGGAACCGCGUCGUUGCAAACCGGGGUCUCCCCGUUGCAAACCGGGGUCUCCCCUUUGCAAUCGGCAACGACCUCGCUGCAGAAGGCCCCCUCCUCGUUGCCCCCCGCGCCCCACCCCAAACCCCUUCCUCCGGGCAGCCCCCGCCGAAGCAGCCGCCCCCCUUCCCCUGCAGAACCCUGGGUGCCCCCGCCGCCCCCUCCCUCCUCUUCCUCCUCUUCCUCCGAGGCUCGCUUGGAGCUACGGGUGCGCUUCGCCGAGGCGGGGGGGCUGCUGGCCUUGCCCCCCCCGGCCCCCUCGGUGGACGGGGACGAGGAGCUGCUGCUGGCCGAACCUUUGCCCCCCCCUUUGGAAUUCGCCAACAGCUUCGAGGGGCCGGAGGGACCCCCCGUGGGCGACUCGACGGCCUCCAGCCUCACCUCCUACGACAGCGAGGUGGCCACCCUCACCCAAGGGGCACCCGAAAGCCGCCGGGGGGGCGCCGGGGGGGCGUCGGGGCUCCCCGAGGGCGCCGAAGUCGUCACCGAUUCGGGAAUCGAAGAGGUGGACAGUCGAAGCAGCAGCGACCACCCCCCCGAAGGGGGAGAGGGACCCCCACCCUACGCCCCCUUAGGCGAGGGGAGCGAAAGGGCCCGGGCCCGGGGGCGCGGGGGACCCCGGGGGGGCGAGGGUCGUCGCCCCGAGCCCUGGGACGAGGGAGGACGCGGUGGCAUCGCCGCGGCCUGGCCCCGGGCGGGAGGAGACGCCCCCUUCGCGGGAGACCGGGCCGGCGCCCCGGGGAGACACAGGCUCCCGGACCCCGCCGCCCCCCCGCCGCCCCCCACCAAGGCCCCCCCUUCGGCCGCCCUCUUCCCCAACUGGCCGCCCCCCAAGGCGGGGGCUCUGGGGGGCCUGGGGGGGGCCGGGGGGGAGCUGGACGUGCGCCCCCCGCUCCGCCGCGCCCCCAGCCCCGCCACCCUGCCCAGCGAGCGCCGGGGGAGCCCCGCGCCCCGGCCGGCCUCGCUCCCCACCCUUCCCGCCGCCCCUCUUUACGCCGGCUUCUUCGACCUCCGCGGGGGUCCCGCGGCCUUCGGGGAGCUGCCCCCCACCCGCUCCCUGUCGCCCACCCGCCCGCCGCCCCCGGACAAACCUUUUGGGGCGAAACCUUUGGCUUUUUGGAGCAAGUUCGACGUGGCCGAUUGGUUGGAGUACUUGAACUUGGGCGAGCACCGGGCCCGAUUCUUGCACAACGAGAUCGACGGCACCCACCUGCCCUCGCUCACCAAGGAGGACUACAUCGACCUGGGCGUCACCCGCGUCGGGCACCGCAUGAACAUCGACCGCGCCCUCAAGCUCUUCCUCGAGAGGUGAUGGGGGGCGCCGGGGGGCGCCCGGCGGGGGC